Molecule: messenger RNA, 1366 nt
Organism: Echinops telfairi (small Madagascar hedgehog)
Lineage: Eukaryota; Metazoa; Chordata; Mammalia; Afrosoricida; Tenrecidae
Gene: AGA
Product: aspartylglucosaminidase
Exons: 9
Coding region: 46-1080 (344 amino acids)
Biological process (GO): protein deglycosylation
Cellular component (GO): lysosome
Molecular function (GO): N4-(beta-N-acetylglucosaminyl)-L-asparaginase activity
Source: RefSeq, a predicted model, not a curated record
UCCCUGCGGACUCACCCGUGCACGCUCCUGUCCCGCGGUGCAGCUAUGGCGCGGAAGUCGAACCUGCCUCUGCUUCUUGUGUCCUAUCUGCUCGGGCCGGCCCUUGUUCGCAGCUGCAGCCCUCUGCCCCUGGUCAUCAACACCUGGCCUUUUAAGAAUGCCACCGAAGCAGCCUGGAGGACAUUAGCAUCUGGAGGGUCUCCCCUGGACGCGGUUGAGAGUGGCUGUGCUCUGUGUGAGAAGGAGCAGUGUGAUGGCACUGUAGGCUUCGGAGGAAGUCCUGAUGAAUUUGGAGAAACCACACUGGAUGCCAUGAUCAUGGAUGGAACGACUAUGGAUGUAGGAGCAGUAGGAGCUCUUAGAAGAAUUAAAAGUGCUAUUGGUGUGGCUCGAAAAGUACUGGAAUAUACAACACACACACUUUUAGUAGGAGAAUCAGCUACUAAGUUCGCUGAAAGCAUGGGAUUUAUCACUGAAGACUUAUCCACCGAUGCUUCUCGAGCUCUUCACUCAGAUUGGCUUGCUCGGAACUGCCAGCCAAAUUAUUGGCGGGAUGUUAUACCAGAUGCUUCAAAAUACUGUGGGCCCUACAAACCCAAGCCACAUAGUAUUUUAAAACAAGAGGAUCCUACCUACAAAGAAAAAGAUCAUUGCGGUCAUGAUACGAUUGGUAUGGUUGUAAUCCAUAAGACAGGACAUACUGCUGCUGGCACCUCUACAAAUGGUAUAAAAUUCAAAAUACCUGGCCGUGUAGGAGAUUCCCCCCUCCCUGGAUCCGGAGCCUAUGCCGAUGACACUGCAGGGGCGGCGGCAGCCACGGGGGACGGAGACGUCCUGAUGCGCUUCCUACCAAGCUACCAAGCAGUAGAGUACAUGAGGCAAGGAGAAGAUCCAACCAUAGCUUGCCGAAAAGUGAUUUUAAGAAUUCAGAAGUAUUUUCCGAAUUUCUUUGGAGCCGUUAUAUGCGCAAACGUGACUGGAAAUUAUGCUUUAGGCCUGUCCUUUCCAUCACUUACUUUCUGUGUGACCAUAUCAGCGUUUCAAAGCAUUUCAAGAUCAACCACUGCUGGUUCUCAUUAGUGAGUUUUCAGAUGCAGAAGAUACACAGCUUACUGAUCAAUAUGACUUAUUAGGUUAGACUGCUUAUUAUUGUUCUUUGAUCUUUCACUUCCCACAGUUCUGUAUUUGAAAAACUUGUUUGAGGAAUCCCUUAUCAUUUUCUAAGAACUGAGAUACAAAAGUCAAUAGAGUUAUGGGGUGAGGGAAGUUUUAUGUAUAAAAUAAGUUGGUUUCAUUGAUUCUCUCUUAAGAAAUAAAACAUAGAAGGCACGAAGUUAGAUUUAGCAGGGUGUAAAAAUAUUAAUUU